AUUGAAUAUUUUUGUUUUUUGCCGCUACUUACCUCCAGAGGAAUGGCAAGAGGCUGCUGCAAAGUCAAACGUUGUAAAGAAUGUGGCACUUUGUUAUCCCCCAAAAUGUAACAAACCCUGUAGAAAGCAGUUGUCAUGCGGCAAACAUACAUGUAAAGAGAUCUGCUGUUCCAAUGAGGAUCACAAAUGCUACCGAAUUUGCACCAAACGUUUGUCUUGUGGCAUUCACACUUGCGGUCAACUUUGCCACAAAGGGGCUUGCUCUCCAUGUAGUAUUGUAUCGUACGAGAGGCUAUAUUGUCGCUGUCGACGGUCAUGGAUUGAGCCUCCAGUGCCAUGCGGCACGAAACCUCCAAGUUGCAGCCAUGAGUGUGUGAUUCCUCGACCCUGUGGCCAUCCGGCGAACCAUCCGUGCCACAUUGAGGAAAAAUGUCCCGUCUGCGUGGUGCCUGUGGAAAAGAGGUGUGCAUCACACAAAAAAGUGAUGCCGUACUUUUUUCCUUGUUUUAGACAGUCUAUUUCGUGCGGAAAGAAGUGCGGAAAGCCAUUGAGAUGUUGUGGGCAAAAGUGCGAGAAGACGUGUCAUGGUGGGCCGUGCGCGCACCAGUGUACAAACAGGUUUCCGGCGCUUUAA
Molecule: messenger RNA, 634 nt
Organism: Trypanosoma cruzi
Lineage: Eukaryota; Euglenozoa; Kinetoplastea; Trypanosomatida; Trypanosomatidae
Product: nuclear transcription factor, putative
Exons: 1
Biological process (GO): regulation of DNA-templated transcription
Cellular component (GO): nucleus
Molecular function (GO): zinc ion binding; RNA polymerase II transcription regulatory region sequence-specific DNA binding; DNA-binding transcription factor activity, RNA polymerase II-specific
Source: RefSeq, a predicted model, not a curated record